AUGUUGCUGCGCUAUGCCUCGGACCAGAAAACUCUGCUGAUACUGAAAUUAGAGAUGGAGUUCAAUAUGAGUGACAAAUCCCCAGAGAUGGCCUUUCAUCACCGAUUGAGCUGUUCCCCUCCGAGCUCUCAGCUGAUCUUUCUGUGCUGCGAACACAUCAUCCCAUCUCGUUAUCAGUCUCUCAUGUGCCAAAUGUGGCAACGUAUUCGUUACGGGGUCCGAUGGAGACCUCAGGAACGGCUUGCUCUCGCUAUAAGAGCGCUUGAUUUGAAGUCUGUGAAAUCAGUCAAUAUUUCGCUUGAUCCUCUCUAUCCAGGGAAUCUAUCAAUCAGGACGUUUUGGCAUAGCAUUCUAAGUCCAAAGGUCCGUAUGACAAAUCCAGCUGUCAAAGUCACGGCAGAGAUACGAAAUGAUCGACAACCGCCCUUCUUUGUAGCACUGUUAGAAGAUGGAAAGAAGCUUCACUUUAAGACUGACAAUAUGCCUGCUAUGGACUUGGUUAUGCGUUUCAAUACACUUCUGGGGAAUCCGGAGCUAGGGAAGUCUGGAACUCGACCAAGGCCAAAAUUAUAA
This is a messenger RNA of Necator americanus (New World hookworm), 573 nucleotides long. RefSeq lists its product as uncharacterized. The transcript is spliced from 5 exons. The record is from RefSeq and is a predicted model, not a curated record. Gene Ontology annotation, cellular component: mitochondrial large ribosomal subunit. NCBI's taxonomy places the organism in Eukaryota, Metazoa, Nematoda, Chromadorea, Rhabditida, Ancylostomatidae. The coding region runs from base 1 to 573 and encodes 190 amino acids.